AAGAAAAGUUUUAUAGACCCCGCCUCCCCAUCUCGCCACCUCAUCAGCUGACGCCCGGCAACAGUAUAUAGUCCCCUGCCCCACGGGCCAACAGCUCAAUCAUAACGACGAUACGUAUCCUAGACCCGCGACAUCGUGCUGGCACUGCGACAUCUUGCUGGCACCGCGACAUCCCCGCCACGCGUGGGACGCGUCGGUAUAUAUUCUCCUGAUGCCUCCAAAUCUUUUCACCAUAUCUCUUCCACACACACAAUGCUUGAAGGUAAAUUUGACGAAUCCACCCUCUUAAAGAAGAUUGUCGACUCCAUCAAGGACGUUGUCAAGUUAUGUAACUUCAACUGUACCGAACACGGUAUCACCGUUCAAGCCGUGGACGACUCCAGAGUGUUGUUGGUGUCGUUAUUGGUUGGCCAAACUGCCUUCAGCGACUACAGAUGUGACAGAGACGUGACGUUGGGAAUUGACUUGGACAGUUUCUCCAAGAUCAUCAAGAGUGCCAACAACGAGGACUACUUGACCUUGUUGGCUGAGGACUCCCCCGACAGCGUGAUGACCAUUUUCGAAGACAAGAAGAAGGAAAGAGUCAGUGAGUACUCGUUGAAGUUGAUGAACAUCGACUCCGAGUUCUUGAAGAUCGACGACAUGGAAUACGACACCGUCAUAACAAUGCCUUCUGCCGAAUUCGCCAAGAUUGUUCGUGACCUCAAGAACUUGAGUGAAUCGUUGAACAUCAUCGUCACCAAGGACUCGGUCAAGUUCUCUUCCGAUGGUGAGGUUGGAUCUGGAUCCAUCGUCUUGAAGCCAUACACCGACAUGGACAGACCGGAAGAAAGCAUCAACGUCCACUUGGACAACCCUGUCGACUUGACCUUCGGGUUGAAGUACUUGAGUGACAUCAUCAAGGCUACCGGGUUAGCUGGUACUAUCACCAUCAAAUUGGCCGACAAGACUCCAGCCUUGUUCGAGUACAAGUUGGACGUGGGUGGCUACUUGAGAUUCUACUUGGCUCCAAAAUUCGACGAAGACGAAUAGAUGUAUUUUAGUAAUAAUAUGGAUAAACGAAGAAGUGU
Messenger RNA from Suhomyces tanzawaensis NRRL Y-17324, 1070 nucleotides. It is a transcript of the gene POL30, whose product is annotated as proliferating cell nuclear antigen. The coding region runs from base 253 to 1032 and encodes 259 amino acids. NCBI's taxonomy places the organism in Eukaryota, Fungi, Ascomycota, Pichiomycetes, Serinales, Debaryomycetaceae. The transcript has a single exon. Gene Ontology annotation, biological process: mismatch repair; translesion synthesis; leading strand elongation. Gene Ontology annotation, molecular function: DNA polymerase processivity factor activity; DNA binding. Gene Ontology annotation, cellular component: PCNA complex. The record is from RefSeq and is a predicted model, not a curated record.